Messenger RNA from Colletotrichum fioriniae, 1536 nucleotides. Its product is annotated as Serine/threonine-protein kinase tel1. The record is from RefSeq and is a predicted model, not a curated record. Gene Ontology annotation, molecular function: protein serine/threonine kinase activity. Lineage: Eukaryota; Fungi; Ascomycota; Sordariomycetes; Glomerellales; Glomerellaceae.
AUGGCGCCUCCAAAGAUCAAGACGGGAGAUGUGACCGUUAACGAUGCGCUGGAUUUAAUCGAAGGAGGCAAUCUGAGGGAGCGGUCUUCUGGUUUGGAUGACCUGAUCUAUCUCCUGGACAAAAAGGGCAAAUCGGCUAGUUUAUCCGCUCUUCGCGAUAAGCACUACCACCGCAUACUUGAGAUUCUGUUCAAAUGCGCAAUCAGUGAGAAGAAGACCUAUACCGGGGGCAAGCGGACGACGGCUGCAGGGGCGGGAGGCAGACUAGGGAAAUGCGCCGAGGCCCUUCGACUCGCUGUCGGCCAUGGAGCCUCUGCCAGCAAGCUGAAGAGGAAGACGAUGCUUGCUCUCAUUGAUCACGUCACCCAGGCUCUACCCUGUCCACCUGGAUCCGGAGACGGACCGUACGUGGAGCCACUGUUGAAAGACUACGUCAAAACCAUCCUCGCACUGCUCUCUCAUCAGGCAAAUGUCGAGCAGCUUGCUACACUUGAUGCGGCCGGAUGGAAGAACUGUGUAGAUUUCUGCGUCGAUGCCGUGCGGGUUUAUCUCGACAAUGCCGACCGAGACUCCGGCUCACGGGGAUCCCCGGCACCGGGCACGGCAUCUUUGGGCUUCUCGACUGGAAGAAGCACCAAUGCCAGCCAGAAGAUGCCCGGUCAAAUUCAUCGUGGUACCGUACAGGACCUUAUUCAUUGCAUCCACCUCCUUGUCAGCCCUCCAAACGCGCCGCUUCACGAAAGAUCUAUUGAUCUAUCCGAGACGAUCAUCCAGGUACUGCAGCUGCGCCACCUUGGAUUGAGCCAAGUGAUUCAACUGAGCUUCGCUUCAAUCAACAAAGUUUUUGUCGAGAUCCAAGCAAACGACGUUUCUCGGGCUGCUAGCUUGGCCAGAGACCUUGUGCCGUUGAUCAGCCAUUGGUGGCAGGCGCGCACAGUAUCCCAGGAUGGGAUGCUCAAUUCAAUCCGGGACGAGAUGCUGAAAACCAUGUUCAUCAUCCAUCUCCACCUUGAGCGUCUUGUAUGCCUCGAGGGUGACGAUACAUCCCGCAAAGAGAUAAUAGGACUUGCCGAUUCCCUGUGGCUGGAGUACUCGCGACGAACCAAACAUUCCCAGCUUCAACUCGAUGAUCUGACAUUUGUCCCCCAGAGGUUGCCCGAGGACUAUUUCGCACUAGAGCUCUUCGGCCUUCGUGUACACAAUCGGGAGGGGGAACGAGGAUGGGCUUUGUGUCAGAACCUCGCCACCUUGGAGCGAAUCAUUUGGAAGAGCCGCAACAAGGACAAAUCACAGUCGCCAGAGGAGCAACCGCGGAAAAAGCGCAAGACUUAUGCUGCGGCGACGCGAGUACAGGAAAAACUGCAGUCACCCAACUCGGCGGUACGGAUAAUCGCCUUGCAGCUCGUGCCCUUCCUCCUCGAUCUGAACACUUUCUCUGCGGUUGAAGUGUCGGAUCUUGUUAUUGAUCUCGCCGGCCUUGCUGGCGAUAAGGACUCCACAGUAGUAUCAUGGGCUAUGAUCGCUUGCUCCAGGUAG